Messenger RNA from Ipomoea triloba (trilobed morning glory), 844 nucleotides. RefSeq names its product non-symbiotic hemoglobin 2. The coding region runs from base 55 to 549 and encodes 164 amino acids. NCBI's taxonomy places the organism in Eukaryota, Viridiplantae, Streptophyta, Magnoliopsida, Solanales, Convolvulaceae. Gene Ontology annotation, molecular function: oxygen binding; heme binding. The record is from RefSeq and is a predicted model, not a curated record. The transcript has 4 exons.
AAAAGAAGAAGAGAGAGAGAGAAAAAGAAAAGAAGAUAAUAAAGAGGCGGAAAGAUGGGGUUCUCAGAGAAGCAAGAAGCUCUGGUUAAGGAUUCAUGGCAAGAGAUGAAGCACAACAUUCCUCAACUUAGUCUUCGUUUCUUCACUCUAAUCCUGGAGAUAGCACCAGCGGCAAAGGAUAUGUUCUCGUUCCUGAAGGACAGUGAUGAAGUUCCUCACAACAAUCCCAAGCUCAAAUCCCAUGCUAUCAUAGUCUUCAAGUUGACGUGUGAUUCAGCGGUUCAGCUGCGAGAGAAGGGUGAAGUUGUGGUUAGUGGCACAACUCUGAAGCAUCUGGGAGCCGUUCAUAUUCAAAAGGGAGUCAUUGAACCUCACUUUCAGGUUGUGAAAGAAGCUCUACUGAGAACAGUGGAAGAGGCAAUGGGGGAGAAAUGGAGCGAAGAGAUGAAAGAAGCCUGGGCUGAAGCCUAUGACCAGUUGGCUGCAGCUAUCAAAGCUGAGAUGAAUGCCCAAACUCACCUUUCCUCCCAACCCUCCGCUCCGGCCUAAACUUUGAUUAUUACUCCGUAUCAUUUUUCUUUUUUUCAUAAAUUGAAAGAGAUGUUCUGUUUCGAUGGCACAUUAUAUUUAUUGUUAUAUAUAUACAUAGACUAGAGAUCGAAGGAGUUCUAAGCUAAAAAAUGAGGUGAUAAAAUCUCAACUAUUGAUGUAGCCAAAAUCUAGUCAAGUAUUUCUAACUUUGUUCUAAAUUCAUAAUGUGGACUUUUGUUAAAUAAUUUAAUACUAGAGGUUUAUGAGUUGAAUAUGUCAAUAUCGUAUGAAGUUAAUGUAUUGAGUUUAUAGA